Molecule: messenger RNA, 2595 nt
Organism: Pseudogymnoascus destructans
Lineage: Eukaryota; Fungi; Ascomycota; Leotiomycetes; Thelebolales; Thelebolaceae
Exons: 2
Coding region: 423-2066 (547 amino acids)
Molecular function (GO): protein binding
Source: RefSeq, a predicted model, not a curated record
CCAUAAUCGCUGGCGUACAGCCCUAGAAAAUAAAAAGGUACUUACGAAGACCCAACGAACCCUGCAAAUUGACUGUACGAUGUGUACUUGCUAAAUGUACCUUUGGGUUGCAGUCGCUCGCUGGAUCACACACCGCACUACAUACAACACCCCCCCACCCCCAUCCCAAUCCCACUCACUCCCUCUCCCCCACGAACUUCCUCUUCUCACAACUAUCGACCAUCGACGGCCAUCACAACCCAUUGGCGACUUGGGUUCGAAAAACUAUGACCUGGCGGCGAUUUACCAUCAACAAACACUGCUGGCUGACGUCCUGAGUGGUUUCACACGCUUCUCUAGAGACGACGGGCCUCCCGCGAUCCUGAUGCUUCAGCACGACUGCCGCACCCCCAUCUGGAUGCCAUAGGAGCCCGAAGCAGAGCAUGGAUCCAAGUCACAUCACCGAGUUCGCCAGUCCGCGGUACUUUGAGAAGUUAAAUUUGCUACACGAUGCUGUCGACAAUGCGAACAACCCCCAGGCUGCAGACGGCGCCGCUGGCACGUCGCAGACCUCAACAUUCAGCCUACCCAUAAGGAACCCGCGCCCACCGGGAGCGCGCAGGAGGAGAAGCGGCGAUACCGAUCGAUCCGGCGAUGGAAAGAGGAGGCUGCUGGUGCCAGAGGCCCCGAGGAAACCGAGCUUCACAUCAUCUAUUACGAACUUCAGGUUCAAGGUCUUGCAUAAGGGAACGUCGCAUCAAGUUGGGCACGAGUUUAUCUUCGAAGAAGGGCCCGUAAAACAAGAGCUUACUCUCGGCGACCGAUUCCUUUCGCUACCGAACGAACUUCAACUCCAGAUUAUGUAUACCCUUCCUAUGCCGACGGUUCUCAAUCUCAGGCUUGUCUCGAGAUCCUUCAAUUCCUUUAUUUUAAUGAAUGAGUCGCCUAUAUCGCGGCAUCAUCUUACCCACAGCGUCCCUCACUACGCCCUACGAUUAUACCCAGUCCCCGAUUCGAAACUCUUCACCCUCUAUUAUCUCUGUGGACUUUGGCAUCGCCUCCACGUCGCAUCAAAACUUGCUGAUCUUAUUGCUGAGCACACGACUCAGGAAAUCUUCCUUCGCGACACGGAAGCAAAACGGCGCGAAUUCGAACCGCAACAUAGACGUUUGCGGUUACGUUUGAUGCCAUUGCUAUUUACUAUGUUUCAUUUCUUCGAAAAGUACCGAGAACUUCAUUUGAAACACCUGGAAUCGAAUGGAAUACCGCUACGACACCAGCCUUUUACCCUGAACCCGAUAGAGCGCCAGGUUAUGAUUAUGUACGACGACCAAACACUACUUCAACUACACCAAGUCUUCCCGCUAGUCCUCUCAUCCUUCUCUCGGCGCCUGCGACCUCCAUCGUACGCCGGUAGACUGGAGCGUUCGAUCAAGGGUUAUUUAAAAGACAAGCCAGCCGACGAGAUUUACGCGACGAUAAUAUUAAUAGGAGGUCUGCGGCAGGCAGAAAGAUUUUGGGAGAUGAAGGGGUACAACUCGAGACGAGCAGCUGUCGACAGUUGGUACAGCUCCGUCACCAGGGAACCCAUGGAGGCCCCUCCCAAGUCACGACUAGCCAUACUAGGUCUCGGCCGAAAGAAGUCUGCCACGUCUCACCCAGAUAUCGCGGCCAUGGAAGCGUUGUCGAUGCACGACCCGGGCAGUUGCAACGAGUGGGACUGCGUUCAGCCCGCUUGUAUGGAUGCACGCGCACACCGUACCCCUAGCCACACGAUGUUCCACAAAAGCCUUUCCGCCGGGCCACCUAUGAGCCCGCUGUCGCGUGAGCAGUUAAGGCCGUUGCUCCUAGACCAACAACCGUUGACGAACAUAUGGCUUCACACGGCCGAGGCGCUCAUCCUGGAGCGCGGGAUAGUCGAGUGUUCCUUGAAGAUUAAGAGGAACACUCAGGUUCUCUUGGAGCUGAUCAAGGAGGAUGGGGGCGUGGACGAGGAAUGGGCACCUGGUUUGUCACAGGCCUCGCGGCAUGCCUUACAUCACCCUGUAGGAGCAGGUGGUGCUUAUUUUGGCGCACACGAGAUGUAGGGGAGCAUUUAUCAAUGGCGUUGUUGCGAGUAUAUAUAAGGAGCAGGGGCGCCGGUCUCGGUAUUGAGGCAUAGAUAUCAUAUAUGGUGUUGCCAUGUUGGAGACGUAUACUCCACUGGGAAACAUGGUUUUUUUUUGGAUGGAUCAUUGUAGCAGAUCACUCCUUGUAGCAAACAGUUUUUGCUGGAUGUAAUGAAAUACCUUUUGUUUGUCAACUGUUGACUUUAUCGUUGCUAUACUGGAUGGACUUGAUGCGGAUGAAAGUGAGUGAUUGAGUGACUUGAGUGACGGAUUUAUGUACAUAACCAACCAUCUACAGUUUCCCCAGCGCCUAACGCACAUACAUGCCUUAAUUUGGACUCCUGUCAAUUCUGUGAAUGGAGCUCAAUAUUGAUUGAGAAGUGGCGCACGAAUCACAGCAGCUCGAGGCUGAAGCCCAGACCUAAGCGACGACCAUCCGAGUGUGUUGUUCGUGAUGACCGAUGACCCUACCCGCGCGCCCAGAUAAGGGACCUCAUCUCAACUCAAC